UGACCUCUUUCUUUGUCUACUCCGUCCGGUGCUUCUUUUGCAGCUGCAUUUGCUUUUCAUAUGAAGAAUUUUUUAUCUCGUUACGUAUUGGAUGGGACGGUUACUAUAAAAUGUCCAGAGAAACGCUAGACUCUUGUAACUACUGACCAUAGCUGAUCCGCUUCAAGUCUUCGACCGCCUUCCACGACUCCGGCCAGCGUAGCAACGCUAUAAAAGGUUCCUCCUCCUCCCUCCAUUUUUUCUCUUCGUCUUCUCUCUUGAUCUCUGUCCCAGAUCUGAGAUCAAGAAAGGGGAGAAGAGAGGGGGAGCUCCGCUUUCUUCUGCCAUGGAAGCCGCCCCUCAGCUCGUCUACUGUGGCAUCAAGCCCUUCCGCCGCUCGCUCGCCCCUUCGCCCGAUGGAUUCGAAAUAGGACGGAGGAGGAAUUGCCACCGCCCUAUCGCCUCUAGGUCGCCGCGGUCCGGGGUAUUCGCGGUGGCCACGGAGCCAAAGUCCGGUAAUGCUGGGCCUGAUUUCAGAUCCUCCUCGUCCAAGACUUCCAACGGAGCCGCGAACAGCUCUCAAGGUUCCUCGCGCAAGGCGCCAAAUGGGGCCGCGAACAAGUCUCAAGCUUCCUCGCUGAAGGCACCCAAUGAGACCACGAACGGACUUGGGAAUGUGUCGGAGGAGAUCAAGAGGGUGAGGAAGCAGAUGGAGGAGGACGAGCAGCUGGCGACACUGAUGAGAGGACUCCGCGGUCAGAAUCUCUCUGAUUCGCAGUUUGCUGAUGAGAAUAUCCGGCUCCGCCUUGUUGAGGUACCAGAAAUGACCAGCAGUGAGACUUUGCCUUUGGUGUAUGAUCCUGAUAUCAUAGCGUCUUAUUGGGGAAAACGUCCUAGAGCUGUUGCGACACGUGUUGUACAGUUGCUAUCUGUUGCUGGUGGCUUUCUAUCUCAUUUAGCAUGGGAUUUGGUUACCAAGAAGCUCAAAGAGAACGAAGUUGCAAGAGCCAUUGAAUUGAGGGAAAUUGUAACAUCUUUGGGUCCAGCUUACAUUAAACUUGGGCAAGCACUAAGUAUUCGACCAGACAUAUUAUCUCCUGCUGCAAUGACCGAAUUGCAGAAGCUCUGUGAUAAGGUUCCUUCAUUUCAAGAUGAUGUAGCAAUGUCCCUUAUCAAAGAAGAGCUUGGUCAGCCUUGGUACAAUAUCUAUUCUGAACUGACUUCCUCUCCAAUUGCUGCUGCAUCCUUAGGACAAGUAUACAAAGGUCGAUUAAAAGAAACUGGCGAGUUGGUGGCUGUCAAAGUACAGCGGCCUUUUGUUCUUGAGACCGUAACAGUAGAUCUAUACAUUAUUCGGAAGCUAGGAUUGUUUUUGAGAAGAUUUCCACAGGUUUCCAUUGACAUUGUUGGACUGGUGGAUGAAUGGGCUUCUCGCUUUUUUGAGGAACUUGAUUAUAUUAAUGAAGGUGAAAAUGGAACUCUUUUUGCGGAAAUGAUGAGAGAAGACCUUCCUCAGGUUGUAAUACCAAAGACUUACCGUAAGUACACAUCAAGAAAGGUUCUUACCACACAAUGGGUAGAAGGAGAAAAACUAUCACAGAGUACGGAGGACGAUGUUGGGGAACUGGUUAAUGUUGGAGUCAUAUGCUACCUAAAACAGUUGCUUGAUACUGGUUUCUUCCAUGCUGAUCCUCAUCCUGGAAAUAUGAUUCGUACCCCAGAUGGAAAGUUGGCUAUACUUGACUUUGGCCUUGUGACAAGAUUGACUGAUGAUAAAAAGUAUGGUAUGAUUGAAGCAAUAGCUCACCUUAUUCAUCGUGACUAUGGUGCUAUUGUCAAGGACUUCGUCAAACUCGAUUUCAUUCCGGAUGGGGUUAAUUUGGAUCCAAUAUUGCCUGUCCUAGCUAAAGUUUUUGAUCAAGCACUUGAAGGAGGGGGUGCAAAAAAUAUUAAUUUUCAGGAGCUAGCUUCUGAUUUGGCUCAAAUAACAUUUGAUUAUCCAUUCAGAAUACCCCCAUAUUUUGCUUUAAUCAUCAGAGCUAUUGGAGUAUUAGAAGGCAUAGCAUUAGUGGGAAAUCCUGAUUUUGCCAUUGUAGAUGAAGCUUAUCCGUAUAUUGCACAGAGACUUUUAACUGAUGAAUCCCCUCGAUUAAGGAAGGCGUUGCGUUAUACUAUAUAUGGAAAAUCUGGAGUUUUUGAUGCAGAGAGAUUCAUCGAUGUUAUGCAAGCCUUUGAGAAUUUCAUUAGUGCAGCAAAAAGUGGGGGUGGUGAGAACAUGAACGGAAAUAUGGCUGAUCUUGGAGUUUUGCAAAUUCAACCAGGCUAUUUAAUUCCGGUAUUUCCGGCAAUAGUACCUCAGGCAGAGCAGCCAAUCAGAACAAGGGCAGCCCUCGCAUUUCUUCUGUCUGAAAAAGGGAGCUUCUUUCGAGAAUUUAUUCUGGAUGAGAUUGUCAAAGCAAUUGAUGCACUUUCAAGAGAGCAGUUGGUACAAAUAACUGGAGCUUUGGGAAUUGCAAACUCAGCCCCAAUUUUCAGCAUGGUUCCUCUCAGACCUGCAGCGUUGCUGCCUACAAUCACAGAGGAAGAUAGGGCCAUAUUGAAUAAUGUCCAGAAAGUAGUUAAGUUUCUAACUGCUGGUUCAUCGAAAUCAACUUUAGAUCAGGAUGUAGAUAUUGCUUAUAUCAUCCAAGAGCUUCUUCCUGUGCUACCAGGCAUCUCUGCAAAAGUGCUGCCAGAGGUGUGGAGCCGGUUAUCUUCACGGAUAUUAGCACGAUUGAUUAGAGAAACAUUUUUGUAGCUUGCAAAUCCAUAUACUUAGACAAAUCAGAAAAAUUAGCUUUCUUUUGUAUAUGAAAUAUGCUCUUCCCUCGGAAGGGACGAAUACCAUGUAUAGUGUUACCUAUGCAAUUAGUAAGCAGAAUUGCAGCCCA
Phoenix dactylifera (date palm) is the source of this 2909-nucleotide messenger RNA. RefSeq names its product Protein kinase superfamily protein. NCBI's taxonomy places the organism in Eukaryota, Viridiplantae, Streptophyta, Magnoliopsida, Arecales, Arecaceae. Gene Ontology annotation, molecular function: protein kinase activity; ATP binding. Gene Ontology annotation, biological process: protein phosphorylation. The record is from RefSeq and is a predicted model, not a curated record. Gene Ontology annotation, cellular component: chloroplast.